AUGGAUAUCGUAUUUUUGCUGGUGAGGUUGAGAAAACAAGUCCAAGACACACGAUCCACGGCCCGGCACCAAGAUGCCGAGCUGGCGCAACACGGCAGACGGGCCUUUCGGGAAGGUGCAGGCAAGUUCCGGGCUUCCGAGGCACAAAGAGUGCAAGAGGAUGGAAAAAAAGACGCAGAUGAAGGUUUCCCAAAUGGAGAAGAAGAAAGGGAAAUUGCAAGAGGCGGAAAUGCGGGAGGGCGAGAUGGAAUGGGUGGAAGAAAGAGAGAGAGAGGGAGGAUGCAGUUGCGAGACAAGUCGGGGGUUUCUGUUGGCCGGAGAAGAGAGAAGCUGCCGGAAAAAGAGUUGAGAUGCCGUAAUAGAAUAAACAAAUGA
Molecule: messenger RNA, 375 nt
Organism: Trichoderma harzianum CBS 226.95
Lineage: Eukaryota; Fungi; Ascomycota; Sordariomycetes; Hypocreales; Hypocreaceae
Exons: 1
Coding region: 1-375 (124 amino acids)
Source: RefSeq, a predicted model, not a curated record